This is a messenger RNA of Phytophthora infestans T30-4, 555 nucleotides long. RefSeq lists its product as uncharacterized. The record is from RefSeq and is a predicted model, not a curated record. The coding region runs from base 1 to 555 and encodes 184 amino acids. Gene Ontology annotation, molecular function: histone H3K79 methyltransferase activity. NCBI's taxonomy places the organism in Eukaryota, Oomycota, Peronosporomycetes, Peronosporales, Peronosporaceae. The transcript has 4 exons.
AUGCGGACCAACUUCACCGACGCACAAGACAAACAAAUUGUAGCGCUUGCACUCGAGUAUGAAUCCCAACACAAGCGAGUAGAAUGGAAGGAGGUGUCGCGGGCCAUGAGAACUGGAAAGACGGAUGAGAGCGCAGGUGAGAUGCUGCCUGCCGCUAUAUCAAUCGUGAUUCAAAUGAUUGGAGCUGUGCAUCAAGACGACGUAUUUCUUGACAUUGGUGCUGGCCUGGGGAAUGUUGCAGCGCAGUUUGCGAUUCAGACGAUUGCACGCCAAUGCUUGAAAAUCAAGAAACGACCGGAGAUUUUCUUCGAGGUCCAAGGAGACGCUCUUGAUACGCCACUUUCGUCGCGUUUACCAUUUCAGCGUGCAUCAAUAGUUUUUCUAAACGAUUUCCUAGUACGUUUGAUCGUUUCUACGUCUCGCUAUUGUCCUCGCCAUUGCGAUUCCUGCCGAAGAAGAUUCUGCUCUAAGUGGAGGCUCGCAAAAACCACGUAUAGACGGGGUAGCUGGAAGUCUCCUCCAAUCCCAAUCUACAUGUAUACGACAGUCCAGUGA